ACUACUGCGCCACUGUCGUUAGCAAAGCAUUUAGAAGAAAGCUAGCUCGCUGUUCAGGGGUCGAAACCGCUGCAGCUCCGCCGAUUUAGGACGACCUAAAUAUCGAUUUUACCGAAAAACAAGACAUUUUACUCGUAAAGGUCGUGUCUAAAUCGUGAGGGGUGAAAGUGAAGGUCAAGACAACCCCCAGCCCAAACUGAACCCAGGCCAAAGUGUCAGACAGACGACAACCCUGCACACAGACGCUAUGGAUCGUGCAUCUACAGCCAGCCUGAUGGCCAGCAGCAACGUCACCAACAAGACCGACCCACGCUCCCUCAACUCCCGGGUCUUCAUUGGUAACCUUAACACCCUGCUGGUCACCAAGGGAGACGUGGAGGCCAUCUUCGCCAAGUAUGGCAAGAUCGUGGGCUGCUCCGUGCACAAGGGUUACGCCUUUGUUCAGUACGCCAAUGAGAGGAACGCCCGUGCUGCUGUCACCGGAGAGGAUGGAAGGAUGAUUGUAGGACAAGUGCUUGACAUCAACUUGGCUGGAGAACCCAAACCACACCGGUCAAAAACCUCCAAACGUUCAGCUGGAGACAUGUACAGUAGUUCAUCAUUUGACCUCGACUUUGACUUCCAGCGAGAUUAUUACGACAGAAUGUACUCUUACCCGUCCCGCGUUCCCGCUCCUCCUCCUCCCUUGUCACGGCCUGUGAUUCCUUCCAAGCGUCCACGGGUCAGCCUGAGUGGAGGAAGCAGCCGCCGGACCAAGAGCAGCUUCUCCUCUUCAUCCAAGAGUAGCCAGAAAUCAUCUUCAUCCAGAACAAUAAAAAUAGAUGAGCUGCAGACCAUCAAGAGGGAAUUGAGCCAAAUCAAAUGCAAAGUGGACGACCUGCUGGACAGCCUGGAGCGCAUGGAGAAGGACCACAGCAAGAAGUCAGCAAUGAAAGCCGAGCCUGGAGAGGUGACUUCACCGCACCACCCAGGAAUCAAGGACGAUGACAUGAAGGAGUGCCAUGAGAUAAACGACUCAGACGAUGAAGUGGAGGAGGGGGAAGAGGGUGACCUGCUGGAGGAAGAAGAGGAGAAGAGGGAUGACGAUGAAGAUGACGACGACGACGAUGAUGAUGAGGAGGAGGAGGAAGGCGAGCAUGUGGAAGGAGAUGAAGAAGUUGACAGUGUCAAUGGUGAAGAGGAGUCGUAGGCUGACACGGGGCGGUCACACUGCUUUCCCUUUGGAACUUGGACUCUGUUUUAACACUUGUAUUGUAGAUUCAAAAAUGCAGAAAACACACAAAAGCAUGGCACAUCUGCAACAUUGUCCUGUUGUACCUGAAACCGUUUUUUUUCCCUGUAUUUGUUAAAUUUGCCAGUUGUCCAGUGUCACUGUCGCAGGAUUGGUUAGCUGUAGGUUUGGUGUUUUUACUGAGUCGUUACUGGUCAUUAGGAGAUGACAAAAUCAUGGACUGAUAAUGUUCUCAGAGAAGACAACUCGACGGACAUGUCUGAACGCAACACCCGAAAAUCCAGCUAUGAAAUAUAAUUUUUAGGUUUUCUGUGUUUUUCCCUCUUUGGUGAGGUAGUUUGACCCUGUGUGUCUGUUGUCAGUUUUUUUAUACUAUUUAGUUCAACUGUAAAGAAAUAAAUUGCAAUAAAACAUUAAAAUUCAAGGAAACUUUUUAUUUAUUUUUUUGUAGGG
Messenger RNA from Cynoglossus semilaevis (tongue sole), 1684 nucleotides. RefSeq names its product heterogeneous nuclear ribonucleoprotein C (gene hnrnpca). Gene Ontology annotation, cellular component: nucleus. The transcript is spliced from 9 exons. Gene Ontology annotation, molecular function: RNA binding. Bases 248 to 1189 code for a protein of 313 amino acids. Lineage: Eukaryota; Metazoa; Chordata; Actinopteri; Pleuronectiformes; Cynoglossidae. The record is from RefSeq and is a predicted model, not a curated record.